UCCCAAACGAAGGCAAAGUUUGUAACCGUAGGCAGAGAGAGAGAGAGAGAGAGAGAGAGAGAGAGAGCGAAGAGCUCUGAGAGUGAGACAAAGCAGCAAAAAAAUAGAGGUUAACCAGAAAAUCAACCCUCAAUUCUCCCACCGAUUCCUCUCAUUUUACAGACAUUUACGUUUUCUUCUGUUUUCCUUGUUUGUUUACCUAUCGAAGUUGAUUUAAAUGAGUCGUUUAGGGUUUAAAUCGGUGGUAUAUCACGGCGACUUGUGCUUGGGAGAGCUGGACGCUAUUCCGGUCAAGGACCAGAAUUUCCAGUUCCCGAAUCACGAGAUUCGUAUCCACCACAUAUCGCCACAGAGUGAACGAUGCCCUCCGCUCUCAAUUCUCCAAACGAUUUCUUCGUUUUCCGUUCGGUGCAAGCUCGAGUCGUCCUCGCCGGUCGAACAGUCCCAUCUGAUCACUCUCCACGCUUCCUGCUUCUACGAAUUCAAGACGGCGGUGGUAUUGAUUGGAGACGAAGAGAUUCACUUGGUUGCAAUGCCAAGUAAGCAGAAGAAGUUUCCGUGCUUUUGGUGCUAUGCGGUUCCUGCAGGUCUGUAUGACGCGAGCUUAGGAAUGCUAAAUUUACGUUGUCUGGCAAUCGUAUUUGAUCUCGACGAGACGCUCAUUGUUGCGAACACCAUGAAGUCGUUCGAGGAUAGAAUUGAGGCUAUUCGAAGUUGGAUUGUACGCGAGAAUGAUUCGUUGCGUGCGUCAGUAAUGACUGCCGAAAUGAAGCGGUACAUAGAUGAUCGAGCGCUAUUGAAGCAGUACACAGAGAACGACACCGUGGUAGAUAAUAACGGGAAGCUAUUUAAUGCUCAAUUGGAGGAGGUUCCACCGCUAUCCGAUAACCAUGAAAGAGUUGUUCGGCCAGUAAUUAGAUUGCAAGAAAAGAAUAUUGUCCUCACUCGUAUCAAUCCUGAUAUUCGUGAUACCAGUGUGCUUGUGAGGUUACGACCUGCGUGGGAGGACCUGAGAAGUUAUUUAACUGCAAAAGGAAGGAAACGGUUUGAAGUUUAUGUGUGUACAAUGGCAGAAAGAGAUUAUGCCCUGGAAAUGUGGAGGCUUCUUGACCCGGAGGCACAUCUUAUAGAUUCAAAGCAACUUUUGGACCGUGUUAUCUGUGUCAAAUCAGGCUCCAGGAAAUCUUUGCUAAAUGUCUUCCAAGAUGCCAUGUGCCAUCCAAAGAUGGCAAUGGUAAUUGAUGACCGUUCGAAAGUCUGGGAAGAUAAGGACCAACCACGAGUUCAUAUGGUUCCAGCAUUCACUCCUUAUUAUGCUCCUCAAGCAGAGACCGCCCAUGCUGUUCCAGUCCUCUGUGUAGCAAGAAAUGUUGCAUGCAAUGUCAGAGGUUACUUUUUCAAAGAAUUUGAUGAGAAUUUAUUACGGAGAAUCUCGGAGAUCUUUUAUGAGGACGAGGUGGUAAAUUUACCUCCUGCUCCUGAUGUCAGCAACUACAUGAUAUCAGAGGAUGCUGGAUUUGUACCAAAUGGCAAUACUAAUGCUCCCAUAAGCGAAGGAAUGAAUGGUCUUGAAGUUGAACGGAGAUUAAACCCAAUGGACGAGAAGUGUGCUAAUGAUUCAGCUACUCAUUCAUUGACAAAUAGUUCUGAGUAUAGACAUGAGGCCCCUAAGCCACCUGUUGCAAUCUUGCCGAAUGCCAUUGGCCCUGCAUCUUCAAGAACAGUGAUGCCUUCUCAGAAACCUGGUUUGCUUGGAGCUCCAGUUAGACGAGAUUGUAUCUCCUCUGAUCGUGAUUAUGAUAUGAAGAGAGGACUCCUCACUAUGAAGCAUUGUCUAGAUUCGAGGAUUCAAAGCUCAGGUGAGCCCCCCCUUUUGUCAAGAUUGCCUACACAAUCAGGAUCAUUGAUGCAGCCACAGGGAGGCUGGUUGAUGGAAGAUGAUAUUAGUCGAGGGCAUUUAAAUAGUCGACCUUCGGGAUUUGCUCCUGAAGCUGAUGCGCUAAAACCUGAUAAGCAGUCUGCACAUUUAAAGCCAUUUUCACCUAGCACACCAGGAUCUACUCCUACUGCUUUACCUUCACAAACAUCCCAAGUGAAGGUUGAAGAGGCAUGUGCUAGUUAUGAUAUGCUAAAACAAAAUCUUCCACCUGCCAGUCUGCCAUCAGAGGUUGCUGUAUCUCAAAAUCAGGUGUCUACUAGCAGAGAUAUUCAAACUGAAGCUGGAAAAUCAAACAUGCUACCUUCUCCUUUAUCUAUUGGAGUACUGCAAGAGAUUGGACGAAGAUGCAACUCCAAGGUCGAGUUCAGGUCUGUUGUCAGCACCAGUAAGGAUUUGCAAUUUUCUGUUGAGGUUUUGUUCACUGGUGAGAAGAUAGGGGUUGGAAUGGGCAAGACAAGGAAAGAUGCUCAACAACAAGCUGCCGAAAAUGCCCUUCACAGCUUAGCAGAAAAAUAUGUAGCAUACAUUGCACCUCGAACUGGGGCCGUGGACACAGAUUUUGACAAGCUUUCUCUUGGGAAUGAAAAUGGAUUUCUAUGGGAUAUCUUCAGUCCUGGAGCGGAUGAAUCCCCAAGAGAAGAUGGGUUGCCUAAAGAAAGCACUUCUGAGGCCAGUGAAAGUGAACCUGGGUGUCCUUCGAAUGUAUUAAAUCAGCAAGUGCAAAAGCGUGCCAAUUCCCCAAGGUUGCCGACUUCUAUUUCUAGUAAACGAUCAAAGGACGAGGUAUUUCGUGGUCCACAGAGCCUACCAUCCUUUCGACAACAGAAGAAUGGGCGUCCUAUAUCAUGAGAAACCAUAAGAUGGGAGCAUAUUUUGGACAAAAGGUUAUUAAGCUCUAAAGGUAUGUAUGCAUUUUAUAUAGUUCAAGCAUCUCUUUUGCCCGUGCGUUAGCUGAUGCUGAGGUGAAAAAUUCUUGAAAUUAAAUGUGCUUGCAAAGGUGGGCUCCAUUUUUUUUUUUUUUUUUGCGUGAUGCCCUACAUUUUCAUGUUUAUUUAGUGGAUAUUAAAUCAAUGGAGAAUUAUUUUUAUAUAGGCUUCCCAAGUAACAUCACAAUUGAAAUUAUUUUGUUGCCCCAAUGUUCCGUUGAUGGCUGAUCUGUCUGGAUUUCCUUUCUUUGGGGUAUUAGAAUUGCAAGGGUUACAAUAUAUAAUUGAAGUGUUAUUUUUAAAUGGGAAUCUAUCGCACGAUACAACACAUCUUUAUCAUAAAAAUAACAAAUCCGAUGAUACAAAAUCUGAAUAUAGAUUGAAUUAUGCGAUACACAUUAUGUUUGAUUAUAUCACUCUGUUAACUUCUGUUUUUCCAUGAAGAUUUCAUGGUUUCUUUCAAUAUUUUUUCCAGUAUGUAUCAGUAAUAUAUUUGUUCAAAUGUGUCCUUGGUUACACAUCGGAUUUUUAACUGAUAUGAACAGGAAAAAUAAAUUAAAUAAGAGAAAAUUUUUAAGUCAGAUGAAUUUAUCAUUUUAAUUGUGUAUUUGGAUGCUUUUUAACUGAAACACUACCUGAUACCAGACUUUAGAAUGUUGCUUCUUAUAUAAAAGGAUCAUCUAGAUAAAAAUAUUCUAUAUUUUUAUUGAUGAUAUACACAAAUUAUAAUACAUUUGUCUUCAAGGUGUCAGUAAGAUAUAUGUGAUACUUUAAAAUUAAAAAAAUGUGAAAGCAUCACAAACAUAUAAAGAUUUAAAAUUUUGAAGUUAUGAUUUAUUGUUGCUCGAUUGAGUAUUACAAAUAAUAUCAAGUGGUCAAUAAGAGUUUGCCUAUAAAAAAGUAUUGUAAGAGUUACUUUAUGUGGCUAUUCUUUCUCGGACUAGUCUAAGUUCGGGCAUGAAUCAUAAAGGAUAUUUAUCCUUGAUGCUAGGAUACCCUAUAAUGUGUAGGUAGAUCAAUAUAAGCCCUAGAUUUGUAGGGGUCUGUAAUGUUGGGAAGUGAUUGAGAAGGGACCUUUUGUGGGUUGCCACCACUCCAUUGAAUUUUAGGAGACCUCACCCAGAUAUAUAUUUGCAUUGAACUUCCUUUUUUCUUCUUGUUGACGUGAAUUCAUGGUUCCAAAAAAUGAUUCGGUUAAGACCGAUUCAGUUUAUUUAACUUAAAUUAAUUAGAAAUUACCAUAUAUUUUCAUGAACUUGUAGUAGCUAAGGUAUUAUCUUCUUUGUAAAUAAGGUUAUUCGAGGGC
This is a messenger RNA of Juglans microcarpa x Juglans regia, 4171 nucleotides long. Its product is annotated as RNA polymerase II C-terminal domain phosphatase-like 2. The record is from RefSeq and is a predicted model, not a curated record. The transcript is spliced from 16 exons. The coding region runs from base 218 to 2788 and encodes 856 amino acids. Gene Ontology annotation, molecular function: RNA polymerase II CTD heptapeptide repeat phosphatase activity. NCBI's taxonomy places the organism in Eukaryota, Viridiplantae, Streptophyta, Magnoliopsida, Fagales, Juglandaceae.